AUGGCUUUCCUCCGUUUUAUGAAACACUUCUUUCAAAACGUCUACGAGUUCAUUACUCGCAUCAGAUAUACACCGAAAGAGACCCCUAUGAACGACCUUGAGCUCGGAAAAGUUCCAAACCCAGCCUUUCAAGAAUUCCCAGCUCCGGUGCUGUCCCUGAACUCCUUUAGCAAACGUUCCUUUGAUUACAAUAAAAUUCCUUUAUAUCCAAUGCCUUCUCAUAACAACACUUUGGAAGUUGACGAACUCCCCUUGUCAGAAAUCGAAGCCAUCAUUGCCGAUUUUCUCCGGACUCCCCUUGGUUCGCACGAUGCAGCCCAUGAGCUUCAAGAUCUAGAGAAAUCCGAAAAAUAUAAUGCUUCGCUUAAGAUAGAGCUGCUAGGUUUAUGGAAAAUGAAAUGGGACGAUCGUGCCUGUGAAAACAUAAUCGACAACCGAGACGAUUCAUACGAGCUACUCCAACACGAAAUUUCAAAUUGCGAUCAAUGCCACCAAUAUAUUUUUGGCGUGCCAAAAGAAGCCAACAUGGUGACCUUUUGCCUUGCGCUCAAGGAGAAGGGAGAGAAAGAAAGAGAACAUCUAUUUUUUAAGAAAACAUUUGAAGAGCUCAUCCCAAAGUGCACAUGGAAUGCACAAUGGUUUCAAACAUGCAUGGAGCAUAUGAGCUAUGACAAUUGGUACACAUGCAUAAAACAUAUGAGCUACAGUAAUUGGUGCAAAGCUGCAAUCGCAGUUGCUUACACAGAAAACAACGCAGAUUUCUUGGAGUUGAUGAUGCAAAAUAUCCACCCAGGCAUGCGGCAAGAAAACGAAUUCAAGUCUGCCCUGUUGAUCAAGAUUGUGGAAACAGCAUGUUGGCAUAGUUCCCGUCGUGUUGUACUUUCUUUCACGCGAAGUCUCGAAAGCCAAACACCAGGAACCGAGGAAACCACUACUGAAGGGCUUGAUAAGCCUGAGGAGGUUACUAUUCAAAAGGUUCGGGCUCUUGGAGACAUCAGAAUCAACUCGUCGGUUUUGCAUGAUUUACAACUUGAUACGACAAACGCAGGGCUCUACGAAGUCACCAGAGUGUUAGGCAACCUGUCUAGAAUUUGA
Penicillium longicatenatum is the source of this 1095-nucleotide messenger RNA. RefSeq lists its product as uncharacterized. Bases 1 to 1095 code for a protein of 364 amino acids. The record is from RefSeq and is a predicted model, not a curated record. Lineage: Eukaryota; Fungi; Ascomycota; Eurotiomycetes; Eurotiales; Aspergillaceae. The transcript is spliced from 2 exons.